AUGACUCCUGCUCCCUGGACGCUCCGAUCUCAUGCUUGCUUUUUCGUUCUAUUUCUCCUAUUGAAUCGCUUUUUUCUGCCAACUGGAGCGAUCAUCAUCACCCUUCCGUUACAGUUCAACACGUCUGUGUACGACUAUGUGAUUGUUGGUGGGGGCACAGCCGGGCUGGUCAUCGCGAAUCGGUUGACUGAAAACUCCUCGAUAACCGUUCUAGUACUGGAGGCAGGAAUCAAUGACCAGAAGAAUGUUCCUCUUCAAGUGCCGUUUCUAGGGCCUAUUUUGGCGCCGAAUACGGAGUUCGAUUGGAAUACAACAACCGUUGUUCAGCCGGGGUUGAACAAUAGAACUGUGCCGUUCAAUCGAGGCAGAGUUCUCGGAGGGUCUAGCAGCAUUAAUUUUAUGUUUCACCAGUACGGGACCAUGGAUGACUGGAAUAGACUUGCUUCGGUUGUGGGUGAUCCAGGGUGGAACUGGACCAAUAUCCGACAAUAUAUCGCCAAACACGAUAAAAUUGUACAACCAGCAGACGCCCACGAUACCACCGGCCAGAUUGUCACUGCAGACCACGGAACAGCCGGCGAAGUACCCAUCAGCCUUCCAGGAAGUAACCUCUCCAUAGACUCUCGCGUUCUAAGCACAACACAACAAUUAUCGGCCGAAUUCCCGUUCAACGAGGACACAGCCGGCGGGAACCACACAAUGCUUGGGCUCGGAUUCAUCCAGUCCAGUAUAGGAGACGGCACUCGAAGCAGCUCGUCGAGUACGUAUCUCGCCGGUGCGAAUGACCGGCCGAAUUUGGUAGUGCUCGUCAAUGCAACCGCGGUGGUAUUGCUCCAAACUGGAAUGAACGCAUCAUCUGGCGAACCGGUAUAUGGAAAAUUGCAGUUUGUCCAGUCCCCGCCUCCCGGGAAUCUUACUCUCGGCACAAAGCAUACUGUGACUGCGAUGAAAAGCAUCAUUUUAUCAGCUGGUACAGUUGGGACAUCCCAGCUCCUGCAGCUGUCCGGGAUCGGGGACAGCACCGCACUAACUCGUCUCCAAAUUGACACAACCAUCCACAAUCCCUCCGUCGGGGCCAACUUGAGCGACCACAUCCUCAUUCCAAACAUCUUCCAAGUCACCACGAACGACACCCUCGACUCACUACUUAGAAACACAAGUGGUGCUGCGGCAGCCGCAAUGGCCCAGUGGAAGUUGAAUAAGACGGGCGACUUUGCGAAUACGGUUGCGAAUAAUUAUGGGUUUGUCAAGAUUCCGGAUAACUCUACUAUCUUCAAGAUGGCAAUUGAUACAGCGGCUGGCCCAAAUUCUCCGCACUGGGAGAUUAUAUUCAGCAAUUUAUUUUUUCAGCCUGGCGUCGAAGUACCGCCCACCGGAAAUUUCCUUACAGUCGUCACAAUCAUAGUCGCACCAAAGUCCCGCGGAACAGUGGCUUUGCAAAGUGCCAACCCGCUUAUACCACCACUUGUGGACCCCCAAUACAUCUCCGCAGAAUUUGACAAGCUUGCCGCGAUCGAGUCUGUGCACGGUGUACAGCGCUUUCUUGCUGCGCCCGCGUGGGCGGGGUACAUAAGUGCUCCGUUCGGGCAGACGUUCGCCGCUGCACUGACGGGAAACGACACGCUUAUCGAGGCAUACGUCCGGUCGGUUGCUCUGAGCGCGUUCCAUGGGGUUGGCACGGCGGCGAUGGCGCCUGUCGGUGCGACGUGGGGUGUGGUUAACCCGGAUUUGACGCUGAAGGGAGCGGGGGGCAGUGUGCGCAUUGUAGAUGCGUCUGUGUUUCCAUUUACACCGAGCUGUCAUACACAAGGACCUGUAUAUCUACUUGCUGAGAGGGCAGCAGAUUUAAUCAAAGCGGCGCAAUGA
Messenger RNA from Psilocybe cubensis, 1866 nucleotides. RefSeq lists its product as uncharacterized. Bases 1 to 1866 code for a protein of 621 amino acids. Lineage: Eukaryota; Fungi; Basidiomycota; Agaricomycetes; Agaricales; Agrocybaceae. Gene Ontology annotation, molecular function: oxidoreductase activity, acting on CH-OH group of donors; flavin adenine dinucleotide binding. The record is from RefSeq and is a predicted model, not a curated record. The transcript has 10 exons.